GAGCGAGAGCGCGAGAGCCGUCCGUUGUCCGUAUGUCUGCGUUGAGGGCUCGCCAAGAGCAAACUCACUUCUGUAUUCUCUCUUCUUGACACAAUCACCAUGCUCUCAGUCUCCAAGCUCGCUGUCUGCUUGGGUCUCCUUGCGUCGAGUGCGAUGGGGCAAUACUGCUUUCAGUCGGUCGAGAAGAUCGGUGCCGACCAGAGCUACAACUUGACGCUCUCCGCCGACGUCUCAACCAAGACCAUCACGCACGACAAGGCCACGUACAUUGCGCUGCACUUUAACCAGCUCGACUUGCCGCAUGGCGCGUCGGUCACCGUGAGCGCGCCGGACGGUCAGAACGCAGUCACGUACACGGGCAAGCACAGCGACUUUUACGCCGAGUUCAUUCGUGGCGACGCCGCCAAGGUCACAUACCACGCGCCGUCAAACGGCCACGGCGCGUCGCCCGUCAUCUCGAUCGACCGGUACGCCAGUGGGUUCCCGGAGGACAGCCAGAAGCACCCCGAGGCCAUUUGCGGCAAAGACGACUCAGAAGCCUCCAUGUGCUACAAGGACAAGAAGCCAACACAGUACAAGAAGGCGCAGGCCGUCGCUCGUCUCUUCAUGAACGGUUCUGGGCUCUGCACCGGCUGGCUCUUUGGCUCGGAAGGUCACUUGAUCACGAACAACCACUGCAUCGGUGACGCGGGUGCGGCCAAGAACGUCCAAGUCGAGUUCGCGGCCGAGUGCGCGACGUGCGACGACCCGAACAACACCAAACAGCUCGGGUGCAAGGGCAAGGUCGUCGCCUCCAGCGUCGAGUUUAUCCACACCAACAAGGCCCUCGACUACACGCUCGUCAAGAUCAACUCCAAGGACCUCGCUUCGUACGGGUACCUCACGGCGCGCGAGUCGGGGCCGGUCCUUGGCGAAGAGAUUUACAUCCCGCAGCACCCCGGUGGCAAGCCGACGCGCAUUGCUGUCAAGCUCGACAACGGUCAGCCGGGUACGAUCGAAGACAUGGGCCACUCGUCGUGCGUCGAAGACGAAGUGGGCUACAUGGUGGACACGGAGGGCGGGUCGUCGGGCUCGCCGGUGCUCAGUGCCAAAGACAACUCGGUCAUCGCGCUGCACAACUGUGGUGGCUGCCUCAACGGUGCUGUCAAGAUCGACAAGAUCGUCAAGGAUCUCAAGAGCAUCAACAAGCUCCCGAAGAACGCCCUUGAUGGUGGCAAGUCGCCCACGCCCAAGCCCAGCGACCAGCCAUCGCCCAAGCCCAGCGACAAGCCAUCGCCCAAGCCCACGUACGAUCCGACGGAUAGUCCCAGCGACGACCCGAGCGACGACCCGAGUGACGACCCUACGGACAAGCCGACUGACAAGCCGACGACCAAGCCGACGACCAAGCCCUCCAAGCGUCCGCGCCCGUCGACGCCCCGCCCUGUCACGAAGAAGCCGAGCAGCAAGCCGACGGCGCCCCCUUCGAAUGGCGCCAAGAAGGUCUGGGAACAGUGCGGUGGCAAGGACUACACGGGGAGCGCCUCGUGCGGCGAGAACCUCACGUGCGUUCGCGUCGACGAGUGGUACUCGCAGUGCGUGCCUGGCAUUGGUUUCCACUGGAACUAAACCUUUGUAGCGUCUUUGUAACCUAAACACCAUGUCUUCUACUGUGUA
Saprolegnia diclina VS20 is the source of this 1656-nucleotide messenger RNA. RefSeq lists its product as hypothetical. Gene Ontology annotation, biological process: carbohydrate metabolic process. NCBI's taxonomy places the organism in Eukaryota, Oomycota, Saprolegniomycetes, Saprolegniales, Saprolegniaceae. The record is from RefSeq and is a predicted model, not a curated record. Bases 100 to 1608 code for a protein of 502 amino acids. Gene Ontology annotation, molecular function: cellulose binding. Gene Ontology annotation, cellular component: extracellular region. The transcript has a single exon.